AUGAUCUCAGCGUAUCGCACGUCCAUCUUCUCUGUUGUGUCCACGUCGGGUCGACGAGCCUACAGUGGAACCGUCAGAUCGCUGAAAUCGACAGCCAAUAGAUCGACCUUGGAAACUUCAGGUGCGAAAGUGGCAACCGAAUCUGCCGCUUCGAAAUCAACAUCGAGUUCUUUCGUAAAGAAGCAUCCAUUCAAAUUUCAAUUGGGAGUUGCUACUGUGAAAACUUCUGCAGCAGACUUGGUGGCACAAGUAGUUGCAGAGCAAAAAUCUUUCGAUGAAAUAGAUUGGCGACGAAACGGACUAUUUGUAGUAUUUGGCUUCACCUAUCUCGGGUGUUUUCAAUACUGGCUCAUGGUCACGAAAUAUCGACACUGGUUCCCUACGAUGGACCGCUUUGCGAAGCUUUCUUUCGCAGCAAAACUGAAAGAUACUGCCGGCAUUAUGGAUGCCAUGAAGAUGGUUCUGUUUGAUGUCACAAUCCACUUGCCCAUUCUAUAUUUCCCCACUUAUUACACAGUGAAAGAACUUGUGGGAGGAAAAAGUUGGAAUCCUGCAGACUGGGUGAAGGAUGGUGUGACAAAGUAUACCAACAAUGCCAAAGAGGAUUUGACCGCCAUGAUACAGCUAUGGGGACCCUCUGAUUGUAUCCAAUUUGUUCUCCCAGUUCAUAUUCGAUUACCGUUCCGUCAUGUCGUAUCGUUCUUCUGGACCACAUACGUGAGCUUCACCCGGGGAGCCAUGGAAGAUGACGGGGAGAAGAAAGAUGAUUAG
Molecule: messenger RNA, 771 nt
Organism: Cylindrotheca closterium
Lineage: Eukaryota; Bacillariophyta; Bacillariophyceae; Bacillariales; Bacillariaceae
Source: the annotation of a GenBank genome assembly